Molecule: messenger RNA, 366 nt
Organism: Suillus clintonianus
Lineage: Eukaryota; Fungi; Basidiomycota; Agaricomycetes; Boletales; Suillaceae
Exons: 1
Biological process (GO): spliceosomal complex assembly
Cellular component (GO): U2 snRNP; U12-type spliceosomal complex; U2-type prespliceosome
Molecular function (GO): mRNA binding
Source: RefSeq, a predicted model, not a curated record
GAAGUCGUGGCAGGCGCGUCAUACCCGUAUCCGUAUCGUGCAACAGAUCACUAUCAUGAUGGGCUGCGCCGUCUUACCCCAUCUUCGUAAUCUCGUGGCCUGCAUUGCGCACGGUCUGCAGGAUGAGCAGCAGAAAGUGCGGACCAUGACUGCACUCGGGCUUGCCGCCCUUGCUGAAGCAGCCACGCCCUACGGUAUCGAGUCCUUCGAUGAGGUACUGAAGCCUCUCUGGCUUGGUAUUCGUCUGCAUCGCGGCAAGGGUCUUGCUGCCUUCUUGAAGGCUAUCGGUUUCAUUAUUCCCCUCAUGGACCCCGAGUACGCAUCCUACUACACCAAGGAAGUCACAGUCAUUCUCAUUCGUGAAUU